UUCUCUCUAUUGUGCCCACAGUUUCGUUUCUCAUUUCGCGGCAUUUCUGUUUUACUCCUCCGCCUGAAAUAUCAAUCUGAAGCCGGCUUAACAACAGUCUUAUCAAUGAAUUAAUUUAAGUUCCUCGUCUAAGUUGAGAUUAAUCAUAUCGAACAAAAGCAGUAGCAACAACAACAACAAUGGCUAACAAACAUAGAAACAACAAAGAAAUGCAAUCUCUGCUUCUUCUCGCCGUCUUAUUGGGAUUCUUGGCGGAUGGAAGUGCUCUAUUGGUUCCCCCAAAAAGUCAACAGUUCUUUAAGCUGCAAAGUGAAGUUAGUCUGGAGGAACUGGGACAGAGAUCGAGUUCAUCUAAAACUACUUACAAAUUCGAGACGGAUCUUGAGAUCAAUUCUGUUUGGAGUCGGGACAAUGAUCAAUUACUGGAGAUUUUCAUCAGCGAGAGUCGCGUGGCUGCCGCAGGGAAGGAUCGUUCCAUCAGCAAAAUCCCCGACAGACCCUUCUACAUUAGUCUGGUUGAAGGGCAGCCUCAUAAAGUCAUUGCUCAUACAUCAAAGGAUCAAUCUCUGCUUAAUUUGGAGCGUGGUAUCGCUUCCCUUCUUCUGUUAAGAUUGGAUGCCUCCCAAGAAGAGGAGCUGGAUGUCUCUGGACUGUGUCGUGUUUCCUACAAUGUAAAAUCCUCAACGAGAGUGGAAAAGGCCAAGAGAGAUUGUGCUUUGUGGGAUCUCAGGGUCACCUAUCAUCCAGAAGAAGCUUUCGGUGUCAGUCAGCAGUCUCAGGAGCAAGUCUCCUAUCAACUCUCUUCAGAGGGAUCACUUCUUAAAGCGGAAUCUGUGGAAACCCAUCGUCUCAGCUUGGCCGCUAAGCCGGAUGUGGGAAGCGUGGUCAAGAGUGUUCUCAUCCUACAACAAAGCGGCCAGGGAUCUAGCGAUGUUAAGCAGCUGGAACAGGACAGCUUAGAGUCGGCCAUCGAGAGUCUGCUGGAAUGGUAUCGCGUCUUUGAGCUGGAAUCUGAUGUAGAUGGCUUUAUAAGCGAGUUGAAGGAGCAAACUCUUGAGGAUCAACUGAAGGCUUCUCUGGAUGAACUGCAGUCUGAGGACGUUGGAAAAUCAUCGCUAGCCUUGGCUUUUGUCAAACUCAUACCAUUGGCUCGGAUUACCAGUCAGGAACGUUUCGCUGCUUUGCUUAAAGAGCACACCAAGCUCCUACCCCAAUUGGUGGAUCUUUUGGGAGCUGUUCAGACCUUUGAUGCCCACAACGCUACCUUCGGGUUCCUGUACAAGGAGGGGGAUACAUCCAACGAACAAUUGGAGCUGUUGGAAAAGUAUCUACAAUCCCUAGCUGUGGCCACGCACCCAGAGAGGAAAAUCAUUGAACAUUUAUAUGGAUUACUCCAACUGGAAGCUGUUAAUAAGAAGCAAGCUAAACUGAGGGAUAGCAUUGUACAGACUAUAGCCACCUUAACACGCCAAAGUGGCUUCGAUGUGAAUGAUCUAUUGCUGCAGCAAGUGAGGGAAUAUCUCCUGCAAGGCGUCACCUCCAAGGAGCCCACAUUGUAUAUUAGGGCUCUGCAAAAUCUCCAGGAUCCCACCACCAUUGAAUCCCUGCUGGAACAGGCCCAGAGUCGUGAUGAACCCAGCAUAUCGGUGGCUGCCUUGCAGGCACUCAAAUCCUUCCCCGUUGGCAACUUGAAUUCCUCGCAUCGUCAGCAGUUUGAGGGAAUUUUCUAUCAGCGAAAACGGCGAUUCGAUAGCUCUGCUCGUACCUUGGCUUUGGAUGUUAUCCUAUCGCUGAGGCCCAGUAAGGAGCAGCUGGGCCAUCUCCUCGAUUAUUUGGCCUCCAAUGAUCGUCAGUUUGAGAUCAAAACCUAUGUCCUGCAGAAGUUGAGAAUGCUAGCCGAGAAGUGUCCCAGGUUUAGGGCGUUAUUCGAAACGGAACUGGCCAAGAGGAGUCGUGUGAACAACUACAAUGUGCUGGGACAGAAGGGUCUCACCACCGUGCUCACCCGUCAGCUUUCCCUAGCGCCCGCCUUUAACGAAUCUCUGUUGAGUACCCAGGAGGUUUACCAGGGCAUCCUUAAGCGUGGUUCUGUGGAGUUCCUGCUCCAUGCGGGACGUUCACAGGCUAGCACCUUUAAAUUGGGCAUUUAUACCGCCGGCUUGGGUUCACUGGUGGGCGAUGGCGAUGCUGACGAUGGCAAUGAUGCAAUCCCAGCGGAUGAUGAGCUGGGCGGCGAGGAAACCAUUACUGCUGGCAUGGAAAUCAGUGUGCAGGGCUCUCAGCUGCGGCCUUUGAUCUUCUUUAAUGGCCAAACGGAGCUCAUGGGUCAUGUGUGGGGAGGAACCGCUUCCGAUACGACUCCUGCCUAUCAGGCCACCACUUUGGCGCAGGAUCACGAGCGAUACAUCAUUCUGGCAUCGGGAGCCACGCUUCACUGGCGAGUCCUGGGAGCCAGGAGUGUGGAUCUCAAUGGCAAAGUGGGUUUCAGCUUGUGGAAUCGGAAUGCCCAGACGGAGAUUCAGCAAAACACGGGCAGCGCUUUGUUGGGUCAUGUAGCCGUUGGCUUCACCUAUGCCAAGUUGGUCCAGGACUUUAGCCUUAUCCAUGAACCAAAAUUAAGUCUGCAGGCAGAUUUGGACUUUUAUAGUGGCAUUAAGCUCUGCAUGCAGUUGCAGCGACCCGAGCAGCUUCUAGAACAAACCAGCAUUCGAUCCGUUUUCCUACAGUCUGUGGAUCGACCUUAUGCCAAACAUGUGAGCUCCAAGCUCUCGCACAAAACUCCGGGCUGCACUUUUGCCCUUAAUCAGAAAAACAACGAAAUGUGCAACAUUAUUUUUAAUGACAAUUAAGAGAUUCCGAGAUUUGCAAAAACGCUUCCUUGAUACUAAACCUUUAAACGAAAUGUAAACUCAGAGAUUAAGACUCAAUCUAGAUGUUAAACUUAAACGAACAAAAAACAAUCUAAUUUUGUAAUAUAAAUUAAA
This is a messenger RNA of Drosophila serrata, 2984 nucleotides long. RefSeq names its product microsomal triacylglycerol transfer protein (gene Mtp). Gene Ontology annotation, molecular function: lipid binding. Gene Ontology annotation, cellular component: endoplasmic reticulum; basolateral plasma membrane; Golgi apparatus. The record is from RefSeq and is a predicted model, not a curated record. Lineage: Eukaryota; Metazoa; Arthropoda; Insecta; Diptera; Drosophilidae. Gene Ontology annotation, biological process: lipid transport; lipoprotein metabolic process.